UACAUAGGCUGGAAGCAGUCCUGUAACGCGUGCAUAGCUGUGGGGGCUCUCUGGAGCGGCCUGGAUGGGUGGAGGCCACUGGCAGACUGGUUCUCCACUGGGGUCUGUUUAGUCCAUCUGUCCUUUGGGUGGUGUUCCGGUGGUGAUGCUUGAGAGACCAGGAGGGGCGCGAUGUGGCGUGUUACCUGCAAGCUGAACCCCAAGCACCUCCCCGCAGCACUGAGCCGAGUGGAGCCCCUGAAGAAGGGAGCGGCUGGGGGAGGAGUGAAGGGCAAGAGGCGGAUGUUCUCCUUCUCCCUCAGGUGCAGAAUGGGAGUCAUCAGGGGACGCACCAAAGAUGAUGUUCCGUACUCUAAGAGUAGCCGGGACUCCAGCACCACUGAUGGCACUCUGAUCUCCAAGAGACGCAGCAUCGCAGAAGAGCUGCGCGGCGUGACCACAGUGGAGCUGAUGAAGAGGGAGGGCAGCAGCCUGGGCCUCACCAUCUCCGGCGGCUCCGACAAGGACGGCAAGCCCAGAGUGUCAAACCUCAGGCCGGGGGGGCUCGCGGCCAGGAGUGAUCAGCUGAAUGUGGGAGACUAUAUCAAGUCUGUGAACGGCAUCAACCUGACCAAGCUACGACACGAUGAGAUCAUCAGCCUCCUCAAGAACAUCGGGGAGAGAGUCAUGUUAGAGGUGGAAUACGACCUACCCCCAUAUGUGCACAAUAACUCCUCGGCCGUAAUCUCGAAGACCAUUGAGGUGUGUCUCCAGAAGGAAGGCAACAGCUUUGGAUUCGUCAUCAGAGGAGGCUUCCACGAGGACUGGCACAGGUCGCGACCCCUGGUGGUCACCUACGUCCGGCCCGGAGGCCCUGCGGACAGGGAGGGCACCCUGCGUGUGGGAGACCGGGUGCUGAGUGUGAAUGGCGUGGCCCUGCAUACACACAAGCACGCAGACGCCCUGACCACGUUGAUGCAGAGCAACCAGGAGUCCUUCUUCCUCAUCGAGUAUGACGUCUCCAUCAUGGACUCGGUGAAGCAGGCGUCUGGGCCUCUGUUGGUGGAGAUCCCGAGGCCUGUGGGCUCCACGCUGGGGGUCAGCCUCACUACCGCCCUCUACAGGAACAAGCAGGUCAUCACCAUCGAGAAGAUCAAACCAGCCAGCGUGGCCGAGAGGUGCGGGGCCUUGCAUAUAGGGGACAUCCUGCUGUCCAUCGAUGGCACCAACACAGAGCACUGUACCCUGAUGGAGGCCCACCAGCUGCUGGCCACCAGCUCAGACGUCACCAAGUUGGAGAUACUCCCAGCUCAUAAGGACUCAGUGCGCGUGCAGACGAGUGGCGGACAGCGGCAGUGGGACACUAGCGGGAGCUACCUGCAGCCGGGCCACCAGACGGGGCAUGGCAAACCGCCCGCCUCCCCCUGGAGCCUCCAGGCCAGCCAGAGCACCGCCGGCCCCCAGCACAGCCACCUGGCCGCCCCUGACCACUGCCGCACUCUACCCCCCAGUAGUUACUCCCCCUCCUCCACCAACACCUCGGGCUACCACAGCCAGAACAGCAGUGGCCAGACUCCAUAUGGCGGCAGCCUACAGCCCCCGUAUCCCAGCAACACUUACCCCUCCAGCCCCCGCAGCACCGUCACCAAGAGGAGGCAGAGGAGGAAGGACCACAAGAGCUCACUGUCUCUGAGCUCCAGCACGGUGGGUGCGGGCGGACAUGUGGUGCACGUGGAGACGGGCGAGGUGACCCUGAGAGGAGACCCCCUGAGCGGCUUUGGCAUCCAGCUGCAGGGGGGCGUGUUCGCCACAGAGACUCUCUCGGCCCCCGCCGCCAUCCGCUUCAUAGAGCCCGACAGCCCCGCCGAGAAGUGUGGGGUGAUCCAGGUGGGAGACAGACUGUUGUCCAUCAACGGAAUCCCCACAGAGGAUGGAACACUGGAGGAGGCCAAUCAGCUGCUCCGGGACACAGCACUGGCCAAUAAAGUUACACUGGAGAUUGAGUUUGAUGUUGCUGAAUCAGUGGUGCCCAGUAGUGGAACGUUUCAUGUGAAGUUGCCCAAGAGGCGAGGAGUGGAGCUGGGAGUGACCAUCAGCAUGAGCAAAAAGCCUGGACAACCACUUGUCAUCUCAGAAAUUAGGAGAGGCAGUAUUGCUCACAGGACGGGUACUCUGGAACCAGGCGAUCGGCUGCUGGCCAUCGAUAACGUGCGGCUGGAGAACUGUGGGAUAGAGGAGGCCAUGAAGGUCCUCCAGGGAGCUGAGGACAUGGUCAAACUCUGGAUACAGAAAGAUGAGGACAACAUGGAGGAGCUGGAGUCUGACAGCAUCCAGUAUACGGUGGAGCUGAAGCGCUAUGGCGGCCCACUGGGCAUCACCAUCUCAGGCACCGAGGAGCCCUUCGACCCCAUCCUCAUCUCCAGCCUCACGCGCAACGGCCUCGCACAGAGGACGGGUGCUCUGCACGUAGGAGAUCGUAUUCUGGCCAUCAACAGUGUGAGUCUGAAGGGGAAACCCCUGAGUGAGGCCAUCCAGCUGCUGCAGAACGCCGGAGAGACCGUCACCCUCAAGAUCAAGAAGAGAGCACAGCAUGCCAGUGGUUUGAGUGACACAGAGGAUGACCAAUCGGAGAGGGCAGCCACCCUCCCGGAACUCAACCCUUUGAACAUAGCAGGACUGGACUCUGUACUGGAGUCCUGGAACAGCUCUGGCAUUGACCCCGGAUACGACAGCCAAGGCGCGUACAUCCACCGCACAGCAGACCUGAGUCUGCACCCUCAGGAGUGGAGACGCACCAAACACAGGAGCCCGCAGCGCUCCUCCGGCCGCACACGCGCCUACGACGGGAGAUCAGGGGACGAUGACUGGAACAAGCACUUGGAAUCCGCCAGUCCCAUGUGUCGCCGGGCGCACAAUGACAAUCAGGAGAGCUUUUGGUCUCAGGCGCUUCAGGACCUGGAAACGUGCGGCCAGGCAGAGAUCCUCAGAGAGCUGGAGGCGUCCAUGAUGUCGACCAGCAGCCUGAGUCUGGGGACCGAUGACAACUCACAGCUGGAGUCCCAUGAGCACCUGGCACUGGGCAAGGUGUCGUCCUCCUCCACUGCGCUGGUGCCAGCUAGAGCCCCUCCCCCUACCCCUCCCCCCAAGCCCAAGAGGAGCUCAUGGGCAGGCACCGUGGACACGCAGGAGCUGAAGGACGCCACCUCCGCCUCACCUCUAGAACUGCUGAAGGUGACCUUGCGGAGGGACCUAGAGAUGCAUGACUUUGGCUUCAGCGUGUCAGACGGCCUCCUGGAGAAAGGUGUGUACGUAAACAUGAUCCGCCCCGACGGACCUGCACACCAGGCUGGCCUGCGGCCUUACGACCGCAUUCUACAGGUGAACCAUGCCCGUACACGAGACUUUGACUGCUGCCUGGCCGUGCCCCUGAUCAGCGAGGCCGGACAGCACCUGAACCUGGUGGUCAGCAGGAACCCCCUCACUCAGGCACACGUCUGGCCGCCACAGGACUGCGAGGACCCCUCAGGCCCUGGGACACAGCUUUACCCUCAGCACAGGCCCAAAGCAGUGCAGUUAUAAGAGACUACGGGAGAUUCAUACACACACACACACACACACACACACACACACACACACACACACACACACACACACACACACACACACACACACACACACACACACACACACACACACACACACACAGUAUGCAAACACUUGCAUAAAAAUACACAGUCGCUUACAUGCACACACAUUCACCUCCAUACCAUCCUCCAUUCCACACUGCAGGCUGGUCCUUACUGUUCCGAGGCCAUGUCAACUCUGGUCUUUAUCAGAUUUGACUCCUAAAUCACACUAGCUUUUUAAAUUGUCAACCACACAAUACUGCAAUACUACCACAAGACUAUUAUUUUAUGCACAUUGUUAUUUGGUGGUCUUUGCUAUGGCUCCCUUCUUUUGUAAUGAAUUCCCCCCCCUUGUUUUGACACAGUCUAGUUCACACCCACUCUUGAUUUCUUUUGUUCAUCACUCUUCGCCAUUGUCACUCGUUACUCUUGGCACCGAUAUUUCCUUUUGUGUUCCGGGGAAUUCAGCAAACCCCUUACUCCCUCACUAUGUCUUUCAUUGUUCGCUAUGUUUACCUUCACCAAUCACCAAUCUUGUUUUUUUCUUUCUUGAGUUUUUUUUUCUUAAUUGAGUUUAAAAAAAAGACACACUUCUUUCUCACUUCUCCCUUACAGCAUAACCGAAUUAAAUUUCAAUUGUAUGGCUGCAGUGCGGAAACCUAAGUAGUUUCUCACCAACACUUCAGAGGAUACCCCCCCCACCACCACCACCACCAUCACUACCACCCCCCCCCUUCCCACCGUCCCCCAACAGACA
Engraulis encrasicolus (European anchovy) is the source of this 4362-nucleotide messenger RNA. RefSeq names its product glutamate receptor interacting protein 2a (gene grip2a). The coding region runs from base 172 to 3558 and encodes 1128 amino acids. The record is from RefSeq and is a predicted model, not a curated record. Gene Ontology annotation, molecular function: protein binding. The transcript has 25 exons. Lineage: Eukaryota; Metazoa; Chordata; Actinopteri; Clupeiformes; Engraulidae. Gene Ontology annotation, biological process: neurotransmitter receptor transport, endosome to postsynaptic membrane.